AUGUCUCAACCUCCACCCAUUAUAACUACAAAACCAGCUGCCAGGCCAAAACCAAAAAUUUUCAAUUUGUUUCGUGUUUGCUUCAUUUCAUUAUUGCUGAUCGCUGCUGUAGAAUACUUCAAGUAUGGUACAAGAAUCAACUACGAGUGGUUCCAUUGUACCCCAAUAAAGGAACCUCAAUCUGGUUCCGUAAUCAAGCUUUGGGCACGUGGUGGGCCAAGUUGUGACAAAAGAGGCGAAUAUAAAACUAUCGUAAAGAGAAUCACAAGAGAUUACGAACCAAAUGAUGAACACCUAUCGUUCUGUAUUAUUGAGAACGAUAAUGUUGCACCCGUUCACUACCCCAUUCACGAAGACAAAGGUGAACCUGGCUACGUAGCUUACGUCGGUUACGACACAGACUCUGAACUGGUCCAAGAACUAUGUGCUGAUUCCACAGUUUAUCACAUGUGA
Saccharomyces paradoxus is the source of this 453-nucleotide messenger RNA. It is a transcript of the gene LIP1, whose product is annotated as sphingosine N-acyltransferase subunit LIP1. The transcript has a single exon. NCBI's taxonomy places the organism in Eukaryota, Fungi, Ascomycota, Saccharomycetes, Saccharomycetales, Saccharomycetaceae. The record is from RefSeq and is a predicted model, not a curated record. The coding region runs from base 1 to 453 and encodes 150 amino acids.